AUGUAUAAAUAUGAUGUUUGGACAUUUAAUGAUAGUGUACCUGGACCAUUCAUUCGAGCUCGUGUUGGUGAUAUUAUUGAAUUAAACUUAACCAAUCGAGAUGAAACUGGUAAUCCACAUAAUAUUGAUUGUCAUGCGUUCGAAGGACCAGGAGGUGGAGCAGCUCUUACGACUGCUGAUUUAAAUCAAACUAAAACAGCUCGUUUUCGUCUCUUAUAUCCAGGAUUAUUUGUUUAUCAUUGUGCUGCAGCUCCUGUACCUGUACAUAUUGCAAAUGGUAUGUAUGGUCUAAUCUAUGUUCAACCUGAAUAUGAUACAUUGUCGUCAGUUGACAAAGAAUUUUAUAUCAUGCAAAGUGAAUUUUAUCAUGAACCACCAGAAAAACUCGAAAAUGGAAAAUUAAGUGAUAAAGUUAAAUUUAGUUAUCCAAGAGCUUUAGAUGAAACUGCUAAUGUGGUUGUAUUUAAUGGGAAAGAAUCGGCAUUAAGUCGUGAUGCUCCAUUGAAAGCUUCUACUGGCGAUAGGAUUCGAAUUUAUUUUGGUAAUGCAGGUCCGAACUUAAUUUCAUCAUUUCAUAUUGUUGGAGGAAUAUUUGAAAAACUCUAUCGUGAUGGUGAUGUAGUGUCACCACCAGGAAGAUUUGUUCAAACGACAAUAGUUCCACCUGGUGGUGCCACUAUCGUUGAUAUGAAAAUGCUUGUUCCUGGAACGUAUACCAUCCUUGAUCACGCAAUAUUUCGAUUAGAUAAAUGUUUAGUGGGUUAUCUAAACGUUAGUGGAAAAGCAAGACCUGAUAUUUACGCAUCAAUAGAACCGCCCGCUCCAUGUGUCGGAUGUAAAUUACAUCCAUAA
Molecule: messenger RNA, 852 nt
Organism: Rotaria sp. Silwood1
Lineage: Eukaryota; Metazoa; Rotifera; Eurotatoria; Philodinida; Philodinidae
Source: the annotation of a GenBank genome assembly